Molecule: messenger RNA, 3892 nt
Organism: Anguilla anguilla (European eel)
Lineage: Eukaryota; Metazoa; Chordata; Actinopteri; Anguilliformes; Anguillidae
Product: organic solute transporter subunit alpha-like
Exons: 8
Coding region: 590-1582 (330 amino acids)
Biological process (GO): transport
Molecular function (GO): transporter activity
Source: RefSeq, a predicted model, not a curated record
GGAGCAACGCAGUCUUCAUGGCUCUUAAUCUCUAAAGACUCCUUUUAAUAUGUUCAGUAGCUACAUUUUAUCCCAGUGUAGUAGUCAAACUGAAAACAGUAGGUUACAAAUGCAUACACAUUUAAACGUUUGGUGCAUCUGAAUCACAAAGCAUGUAUUUUCAGUGAAAACCUUUUUAUGCCAGGCGCCUACUGAGAUAACGAAUAUUGCGUGUCAUUCACGGAUUAGGCUACACUACACUACAGUCGUAUUUUCAGGUACUACUAGUCUACCCUUGCACAAGUUCGUUCUGGUAAACUUUCGAUUUAUAGUUGGGAGGGACUACUAAACAAUAGGGCGGAUGGGGUGGGACUGUAUUACAGGUAUUCAAAUAAAUUGCAAUCUGUGCUGCAUACAUGGUUCUACAUCUGUUCAUAACUUCAGUAGCUACUGCAGUAAACAACUAUUUAGGCGCGAAGUUAGAGAACUGCUGUUCAGCACCUCAUAAUCUCCAGUCAGCAAAUACGACCACAAGCCGUUGUGUUUUUGUGGGGUUCUUACACUUCUUAAGUGGUCUACAGAGUUUUAAAAUCCACAUAUCAGGAUCCUGAUGGACGACUUCAAUUUCACCAUCGAUCCAAGCUGUCUACAGGAAGCUCCUUUGGCUGUUGAUGUCAUAAAGCAACUGGAUGUUUUUGGGAUCAUUCUGUACUCCAUCUUGACCCUUAUGGCUGCUGUGUCUCUGCUGGUUUACCUGGAAGAAUCUGUGUACGUCUACAGAAAAGUCCCAUCUCCCAAGAAAACCACCAUCAUAUGGGUGAGCGGCGCAGCACCAGUCAUUGCUACCAUGUCCUGUCUAGGGCUCUGGAUUCCAAAAGCGAUAAUGUUCACCGAUAUGACCUCUGCCUCGUACUUUGCAAUUGUUGUUUACAAGUUCUUGAUCCUGAUGUUGGAGGAGUGUGGAGGAGAGGAGGAGUUUCUGAGACGUUGUGCGCAGGACCGGUUUCGGAUUAGCACAGGGCCCUGCUGUUGCUGCUGUCCCUGUCUGCCGCAUGUGCCAGUCACACGGCGGACACUGACCAUAUUGAAGUUUGGAUCACUCCAGUUUGCUCUGCUAAAAACUGUCUUCACGAUCUUAUCCAUAGUGCUCUGGACUAAUGGGAACUAUGAUCUCUCUGAUCUGACGAUAACUGGAACUGCAAUCUGGAUCAACCCAUUUGUGGGGGUUCUCACCAUCAUCGCACUCUGGCCUGUUGCCAUCAUGUUUAUGAAUCUCCGCAACACCUUGAGAAGCCAGAAGAUCAUUCCCAAAUAUGCCAUGUACCAGCUGGUUCUAGUCCUAAGUCAGCUACAGACGGCCAUUAUUAACAUCUUGGCCCUGAAUGGAGCUAUUGCCUGUGCACCACCCUUCUCCUCCCAAGUUCGUGGAUACUUGAUGAGCCAGCAGCUGUUGAUUUUGGAGAUGUUCAUCAUAACGUUAGUGAAUCGCGCGCUGUACCGACGGCACUAUGACAAUCUCCCUGCUGCCGACCAGCACGAAAAGGACAAUGCUGAUAAUGCCACAAUCAUCUUGCACAGCAAGAAUGGGGACAACAUGGCGUGAAUGUGAAAAGCUGUCAGAGAGUGUGCGUGUGUGAAUUUAUGUUUGAGUGUGUCCCAGUAUGCACAGGUAGGUUUGGAUCUCAGAACCAUACACAGAGAACAAGGGAUGCUGCAGGUGCAGCAGCACCCCAGUCUGGAAAAGGGACCAGUGCUUUGCAGUGCACGGACAGUGCAGUGGAGAACACCAAAAGCAAUAGCUUCCCCAAAGAAAAAUGUCAGAUUUAAAUAUAAUGUGUAAACCUUUGUUUAUUGUGUCAAUGCCAAAAUCUAUUGUGUUGCUAUUUUCAAUAUAUUUUGUCCACUAAUAGAGGAUGCCCUUGAAGUGGUGUAGAAUUGGUAUUUCAUUUAGAACCACUUGAUGCACCUGCCUUUGAUGUUGCCUAUGUGUUUUAAUGACUGCGUUUGUAAUAAUUUCAUAGAAUAGCUUAUUGUAAACUUUGUGGGAUGAUUUUCCCACAUUAUUGUAUAUCCAGCAAUUUACAUUAUUUUUACAUAAGGUUCUGUGCUUACCUAAGUCUGAAAAUGUGCAGCCUAAUCUUAGAGACUUUAAUGAGAAAGAAAGUGUUUUGCAAUGGUAUCUCAUCUUGGGUUCAACUUUGGUUUUCAUCUGUAUUAGCCUAUUGCAAUUAUAGGAUACUACUUGGAGAACAUCCCCUCUGAUUCUGGAAGGUAGAUCUCUUUAAAAAAAGUAUUCAAAGUAAAAUAAAUAUUUCAAAUACAACCAACUUGGCAUGUAUGAAGGAAUUUUCCUGCAGAAUGAAAUUGUGUCAAAUUAAUUGUUAAAAAGUUAAACAAUCACAAUGUUUAAAAUAUUGUAUCAGAUCCUUUGGUUAGCCUUAUUAGUAGUACUUUAUAUACACUUAUCACUACUGCCAGCACUCCCACUGAAAAAAAUAUGUUCCAGUGCACCUGCUCAGAGCUGUAAAAAUAUUAGAGCAAAGCUAUAUAGGCAAUGUUUUAUUUAUUUUUAACAUAUAUUUUUGUGUAAAAAUGUGUGAGUGUGUCUAUUUUGUUUCAACUGUGUUUUGUUGUCAUCUUCACAGAUCUUAUGUUAAAGAACAGAAAUAGAGAGUUGAGUUCAUUUAAGUUGAAAGUACAAACAAGCUGUAAAUAGAAUGAUGUUUAAUUCAGGUGAGGACUGAAACUUUUCUGUCUUUAUAUAAAACUGUUCUUCUCACUAUGCAGCUGUGGUAAGAAGACUGUGGUAAAUUAUGGACAUUUCCCUCAGAUUGGGGGUUUAUGGGGGAUUCCUCCUGUAGGAGAGGUAAUACAGUCAGUGAGAGCUUCACUCUGUCCUCCAACAAACAGAACAGUGAACUCCCUGGAUGAUGUUUUAGUACUGUACUGUACUUUUCUGCCAUGUAGUUCUGUGCAAUUUUGAGCAAACUGUCACAGUACAGACCACUGCACUGAUGUUUCAGAUGGUUCACAGUUGCAAAGAUUCUGCAUGUUUGUGUGUUUAAAACCACAUGCAAACCUUAUAUAACUGGUAGUAGAGAGAGAGACCUGCAGAUGUCAUUGUGAAAAAAGCACACUCGCAAAGUUUUAGGUGGCAGUGUAGUAUAAUGGCUAAGGAGUUGGUCUUGUAACCUAAAAGGUUGUAGGUUCAAUUCGCCGGUAGGACACUGCCGUUGUAUCCUUGAGCUAGGUGCUUAACUUUUAUUGCUUCAGUAUAUAUCCAGCUGUAAAUGGUCUGCAUCUCAUGAAUGAGCGCCUCUCAUUCACCAGGGCAGUUAGGGGUUAGGUGUCUUGCUCAGGGACACUUUGACACGCCCAGGGCUGGGUUCAAACCAGCAACCCUCUGACUGCCAGACAACCACUCUUACCUCCUGAGCUAUGUCGCCCUUGGAUAAGUAUAUUCUGGAUAAGAAUAUCUGCUAAAUGCCUGUAAACUACAGUUUUAAAAAUGUGUCAGAAUGCAUGUGUUUAUAAAUUCUAAACCACCAUUUAGUGAAUUCACAUUAAAACAUUUUAAAGCAAGCUUCCUCUCAUCAUUAGGGGUCCAAGUUCAUAGGGCUGGAACCAUUUUCUUUAGUUCUGGUUUUUGUUUAUUUUCUUCAGGUUCUUCCUCCAGCUUUUUAUAAAUUCCUGUAAGAUGGUAAAUGCUAGAGACAUGAAAUUUUCAUCAAUAACAGUUAUGAUGUACAAAUACAACAAAAGGAAUAUUUUCCCAAUUGGCCAUAAGAUGGUGCUAUAAUUAACAAUCCUCAUUUUCUAUUUUUUCUCCAAUUUCUCUAACUCCAAUUUAGGCUAAAAUUGGUACACAGUUUCUGGCAUGCAUUCUCUACAACAUGGACUGUCAACUUCCACC